ACGGUAGUUGCUCAAAGUGAAAGCAGCAGAAAACUGUAAACGUUAGAGAGAGCGGUAGAAUGGGAUUUUUCGGCACCAGCGGGAACAUCAACUCCACUCUUCCAGAGAUAAAACUAUACUCCUGGAGACAAAUGGUUUGUUGGAUCGUAGACAGUACCUGGAAAAAACUUCAGAGUCCGUUGUUCACAGCAGGAGUAGUGACAUUAUUGUUGAGUUCAUUGUUUAUCAGAAGACCUAACACAUGGAUACAAUAUUUUCUACGGUGGCCAUUUAUGAUAAAAAACAGAAAGAACAUUGGAAUUGGUCCUUUAACUGAUCUUUUGGAAUAUGGAGGAAUUGAAUGGAAGGGAGGUACUGCCCAAGCUGAACAAAUGAGAAAGGCUUAUGAAGAUAUUUAUUGGGUGCACAACAUCAAACACUUACGGAAAAUUAGAGGAGACAACUACUGUGCAUUGAGGGCAGUUUUAUUUCAGAUUCUCAGCCAGGGUUUACCUCUUCCAUCAUGGAUAAGAGAACAGGAUGUAACUAAGAUUCCUGAAAAGGUGUUUACACAAGGCUGCAACUGGGUACAGCAGUACAGUUUUGGUCCUGAGAAAUACACUGGGAAUAAUGUAUUUGGAAAAUUACGCAAAUAUCUGGAAUUCCUUAAAGUGCAGUGGAUCAACAUUCAUGGAAUUAAAGACCAAGGGAAAAGAAUAGAAAUAUGUAUGAAAUUAUUCAGUGACCAGGAGAAUGAAUACAAGAUAUUUGAAGCCAUAAAAUUUCUUAUGUUGUACGUUGUGGUUCAGCUUUAUGACGACAUGAAAAAUGGAAAAGAUGUUCCCAACUUUUGUUUUAUUUUCUUUGCUCGUGAUUCUUCACCUGAUCCUUUAAGUUUCAUGUUGAACCACCUCAACUGUGUUGGUGACACAGGUGGGCUGGAGCAGAUUGAAAUGUUUCUCCUUGGAUUCACACUCCAUUUGAAAAUCAGAACCUUCAGACUGUAUAAGUACGGCACUGAAGAAUUUCAAUCUUGUUAUCCUGUAAGCUGCCAUAGGGAAUGGCAUGAAGUUCUUCUUCUGACGGAGGAUGACCGGCAUUAUAAUGUUCCUAUUGCCUGGAGCUGAAUUAUGUUAGUGUGAUUUGGAGGAAACAUUUUGUCUCCAGUGUAAAUGUCUCGGAUAUUUAUAUUGGCUUCAUGUUAUGAUGCAUAGAAACCUUGUAGCAGCCAAGUUUUAUUUAAAUUUGUAUUGGAACAGUUUUUUGGAUUAAUUUGUUAGUUUGUCAAAUGCUACAAGCCCAAAGGUGCCCUGUAAGAUGCAAAUCUUGAUCUAAGUAAUGAAAUACUCAAACUAGUGAACAAAAAAAACACUUUUAUAAAGACUGAACCAAUUGAAGUCUUAAAUCUCUCUUGCUGCCAUUUUUGUCCACUAAUAGCUACUUCAGUGUUUUAUGCAGCUCCACCAAUAUUUUAUCCAUGUAGGCUGAGGCCCACACCUUGUGAAGAGCCUGACUGUGAAGGUUGAAAUCAGGUGUACUUCCUCCAUGGAUCUCUGGAGACAUCAGAGGUGGUGCCAAGUCAUAUUUGCCUUGUUUCCCUCUCCCUGCCCUCUCAAAUCAAGCCACUACUCAUGUCACCAGGACUUAGCAGUUUUUUUUCUAAUUUUAGAAUUCGAAUCCCUACAGUGUGGAAAAAGGCCCAACAAGUCCACACCGACCCUCUGAACAGUAUCUCACUCAGUCUCAUUACCCUACAUUUUCCCCUGACUAAUGUAAUGUGCAAACUCCACACAGACAGUCGCCCAAGGCUGGAAUCAAACCCAGGUCCCUGGCGCUGUGUGGCAGCAGUGCUAACCACUGAGCCACUGUGCUGCCCCUCUGCCAAGGCAAAACUGAAAUGUCCCUCUGAGCUUGGGCUCUUCUUUGUUGAUGCUGGCUCUAGCUGUAGCAGUUAUCACUGCUCCUGCCUGGUGCUACUGGUACUAGAGUUUGCUAGCCAAUCAGAUGAAAUGGAUCAAUUUUCCAAAGUGGGAUUUCAUCGGAGAUCAGUUAAAUUGAUCCAGCGAACCAGCCAGGAUUGUGGGCAUGUUUGCUCCCAACUCAUUGGCUAGGGAUCAGAAAUCAUAGCACCCUAAAAUAUCUGAAUUAUUCCAACUUUUUAGUAGCCCACCUAACGUCAUUACCAUAAGCAGUGAUUCAAGGAGAAGGCCUAUCACUUUCUUUAGGAAGAUUAGGAAUGGGCAAUAAGAGAGGUCUUGUUAGCAUUUUUAUUUGAGCAAAAGAAUCCCUGUGGUAUUCACUGGGAUGUAUCUUCCUGCUUCCAUGUGAUAACGCACUUCUAAAGUUGAUCAUUAAUUUCAGUAAAAUGCAUUCAAAAUUCUCAGUUUAAUAUUUCAUUCAGUACUUUGCGUUUCAAAUUACCUAGCAUUCCCAGUAACGCAUUGAGAUCUUGUCUUCUACACAUUCUGUUCUAGAUCCCUUUAUAUGCAUCCUGAACAAAUGUAUUUAUCCCUCUGAAUAGGGUACAACCACUAGGACAAACUAAAUUCCAAAAGCAUGUUUUUUUUGGAUGUAAGGGUUUUCUGGUCCAUGACCUGAAGCAUUGGGAGGAAGCAGUUUCCCACUGACCACAGUCUUGAAACUAUUUAAGGCUCUAAGGAGCAUUAAUUGAGAUAGGCUGAAUGGCCCACCUUUGCUCUUAAUAUUGAUGCUCUCGAGAAAGCUAAAAAGGGGCAAUAAAAGUGGCCGUGAAUUCCUGGACUCUAAGACAAAGGUAAGUGCUCAGGUAUUGCAAUAGGUAUCAGUGGUGAAGUUUGGUUCAAGGAAAGGGGGAAAAGAGGGAUGGGAGGUCUUGAUGGAUUGGCUGGGGGAUGAAGCAUCCGUGGAAACAGAUCUUUUAGGGCAUCCAAUAUUAAAACAGCCCCUUAAUUCAAGACCCAGACAGACUGACCUAUAGGUCAACCUUAUAUCCCUGAACUUAUCCUCCUGGGGCCAGAAAAUUGAGGUGAACCAGGAAGCAAGCCCACUUGGAGUGAGAAUGGAUGAAUCUUAACUAAUCUGUCCCCACGUGUAAAAUUGUGGACAGGUUUGAAGCAUGCAUGAGGGCCAAUCAUGGAAUUUUUGGUUUCCUCCCCGCUACAAACCUGUCAGUAAGGGCUUAUAAAAUCAUGCCCUAGUUUGUGGUGCCAUUGAUCUGAUCAGCUCAAGAGCCAUGGCAACCACGUUAUAUUUUCCUUCUGUGUUAAAUAUUAACACCAACAAUCCUUUACCAAUGAGGCAUUGCUUAUUUGUUUUACAUCAUACUUGAUUGUGGUUUGAUACACAAAAUACUGAAAUAAAUAAUUUGGUGCUUUGAUGAAAUGACUGCACAUAAAGCAGUAUUUCAUUCAUGGUAAGGCUCUUUGUUUGAGUGACAUUGUAAAAAUGCUAUUUUUUUUCUUUAUGGUGACUGGUGCACUUGUUUCUUACUGUUUUCUGUCCUCUUCACAACCCAUCUGAAACAUUGUCCCUCCUAAGAGAAAAAAAGGUUAUAUUAUUUUAUUACUUGGAUGCAUCUUUUAGGUAACCUAUUCUUUACUGAGUGUCCUGAUAUUGGUACCAGUGAAAACCUCAGCUUUCAGGGUUUUAUUUUUGUUUUUUUGUGGCAACUUGGAGUUUGUUGUUUCUGCAGCUGAUUUUCCAUAUUUGUGUCUGAAUUAAUUUAGCUACAGGGGUUAGAGGCAUUUAUAUAAUAUAUGAACAUUUAGGUGAUGACAUAUUAUGAACAAAUAGACAAAAAAGAUAUUUCUAAAAAGAUUAGUUUGAUACCUGUAUUAUGUAAAACUUAUUUCCAUUUAUUUCUCCAUUUUCUUUCACUUAUUUCUAGAAAUAUGCACUGGGGACUUGAACAUCAAUCAUUUAUGUAUGUGAUACUUCUGUAUAGUUUGUUCACAAAAGUUUAUGCUUCUAAUAAUGAAAAUUGUUUACUAUUUUUAAUAUUAACUUCAAAUUGGGAAAGAUUAAGCAUUCUACAAACAUAUUACUUUUUAUUUCUUAAUGGGGAUAGUCAUUUUGAGUGAAUUUUGUAGAUAAGCUUGUUACUAAGAUAAAGCUUAGCAAUAAAUAUAAAACUGUAUAAUUGCAUUAUUUUAAAAAUUGAUUUUAAAAUUGUAUUCAAUUUUUCAUGGCAAAUACAG
Hemiscyllium ocellatum (epaulette shark) is the source of this 4154-nucleotide messenger RNA. Its product is annotated as inactive ubiquitin thioesterase OTULINL-like. The coding region runs from base 60 to 1106 and encodes 348 amino acids. The transcript is spliced from 8 exons. Gene Ontology annotation, cellular component: cytoplasm. Lineage: Eukaryota; Metazoa; Chordata; Chondrichthyes; Orectolobiformes; Hemiscylliidae. Gene Ontology annotation, molecular function: cysteine-type deubiquitinase activity. Gene Ontology annotation, biological process: protein linear deubiquitination. The record is from RefSeq and is a predicted model, not a curated record.